Miscanthus lutarioriparius is the source of this 1590-nucleotide messenger RNA. NCBI's taxonomy places the organism in Eukaryota, Viridiplantae, Streptophyta, Magnoliopsida, Poales, Poaceae. The record is from the annotation of a GenBank genome assembly.
AUGGGCACCUUCCUCGCGCCAUUCCCGUCUCCCCAGCCCGUCUUUCCCACAGUGGACACCGAGUUCUCCUCCACCGCGGUUUCUGCCGACGCCGAGUGCUCCCCCACCUUCCUCGCCUCUCCCGACGCAGAAUUCUCUUCCUCCAUCAUCGCCCUCCUCGCCGCCAUGGACGACGACGUCGGAGCUGGGUCGUCACAGCCUAAUGCGCCCUUCGCAGCUGAAGCUGACGCCGACUUUGCUAAUUUCCCGCUCUUAUUUGCUGCCCACGAACACGAUCACCACCAGGCCGUUGACGCGAUGAUGAUGCCAUUGCCGCCGAAGGUUUUGGCUGACCUUUCGGUGAAUCCCAUUCCCAGCAGUGUGGUUCAAGGAUCAUUAUUCCCGGCCGCGGGCGAAGGCGGGGCCACGGCCGGGCAGCACCUCGCGAUAGGAAAGAGACGGCGGCGGCAGACGAGAAGCAGCUCGCAGUCUAACGACGCUCCCGGCGAGAGCAGCGGCGGCCAGGCCCAUGCGCCAGAUAGGGCCAGGGCCAGCCGCCGGGUGUGGGUCCGGACGCGGAGCACCGAGUGGUGGGACCACCUGGACGGGCCGUCGUGCCCGGACGCCGAGUUCCGGAGCGCCUUCCGCAUGUCGCGCGCCACGUUCGGCGCGCUCUGCGACGCGCUCGGCGGCGCCGUCGCCAAGGAGGACACCGCGCUGCGGACUGCCAUCCCCGUGCGCCAGCGCGUGGCCGUCUGCCUCUGGCGCCUCGCCACGGCGGAGCCCCUCCGCGAGGUCUCCCGCCGUUUCGGCCUCGGCAUCUCCACCUGCCACAGCAUCGUGCUCCAGGUCUACCACGCCCUGGCCGCCGUGCUCAGGCCCACGACCAUCACCUGGCCUGAGCCUAACUCCGCCGCGACCGUUGCGGCCAGGUUUGAGGCCGCCUACGGGCUCCCUGGCAUCAUCGGCGCCGUCUACACCACGCGCGUCACCGUCGUCGCGCCCAAGGCCAACGUCGCCGCGUACUACGACCGCGGCCUCACGGAGCGGAACCAGAAGGCGUCCUACUCCGUCGCCGUCCAGGCCGUUGCUGACGCCGACGGAGCGUUCACGGACGUCUGGAUCGAGCCGGGGUCGCUAUCUGACGCAGCCGUGCUUGGCAGGUGGGCUCUUUGCGGGCUCCUAGGGGGCCACGGGCAGGAGCAGCGGCUAGUCGGUGGCACGAGCUAUCCGCUCAUGGACUGGAUGCUCGUGCCGUACGCGCACCAGAACCUGACGUGGACGGAGCACGCGUUCAAUGAGCACGUCGCCGCCGCGCGCGGUGUGGCGCGGGGCGCGGUCAGGCGGCUCAAGGCGCGGUGGCGCUGCUUGCAGCGCCGCAGCGAGGUGAAGAUGCAGGACCUCCCCAGCAUGAUCGCCGCCUGCUGCGUGCUGCACAACGUCUGCGAACGCGCCGGCGAGGAGCUUGACCCCGAUCUCAUGCAGUAUGAGCUCGAUGACGACGACGGUGACGUCGUCGCUCACGACGCCGCGCCCCCCGCACCGGCAGUGCAGGCGGCGCGAGACAGGAUCGCGCACGGCCUCCUGCACGGCAGCCACCCUAUUAACUAG